Messenger RNA from Tricharina praecox, 2851 nucleotides. RefSeq lists its product as uncharacterized. The record is from RefSeq and is a predicted model, not a curated record. The transcript is spliced from 2 exons. NCBI's taxonomy places the organism in Eukaryota, Fungi, Ascomycota, Pezizomycetes, Pezizales, Pyronemataceae. Bases 124 to 2805 code for a protein of 893 amino acids. Gene Ontology annotation, molecular function: protein binding.
CCUUCUUCCUACCCUAGAAACUACAUCCUUAAGCGACAUCUUCAAGACAGUCCGCCACAUCAAGUUCUAGUUACAUCCAACCCCGCCCCGCCUUCCUCCAAUACAUCCACGGCUCCAUCCAAAAUGGAGGGUGUCACGACAUCUUCGCAGCAUCCCAUACUUUCAAUAUUCGAUAUGAGCAAAAGGAACUCGACUACAUUUGUCUCUCUUCCGCCAGAACUCAUCCUCCGCACCCUGGUCUUUGUCGCGCGUCACGGAGGAGUCAAAGAUCUUGCACGCCUGCGACUGACCAGCAAAACUUUCUACAUCCUCCUCUCUGAUUUGGGGCCUCAGAACGACAGGCGGAUCUGGCGUGAAGUAGCCGUUGCCCUUCUCGGCGGCAUUACGCCCACGGCCCUCACGGUCGAGAGCACCUGGCAGGAAUUUGUGAAACGAAUAUGGGUCCUCUCGAAGCCCAACAGGAAGGAGAUGCAUAGCGACGGCAAGCCGCGCCACAUGCGCGAGAUCGGCCAAGACGAGGUGCUGUACACCGGGCACAACGGACCGUUCCCUGCGCCAGGCAAGACGGAAAAUGACGGGGACCUGCUGGAGUACGAGGAGUACGCCAAUUCGCUACGGUGGACCCAACGGAGAAUGCAUCCCGUGCCUGCGGGCGCCACGAGGAUCAUUGACUUCGCGCACUCCGGGACCGAAGGAACGCGUGGCGACAACGGCGGCAUCGCUUAUUCCGGGGCCGAUUCGGGCGCUUUCUUCACCUUUUCGGACGUGCCGGAAUUCUGGCACGACAUGGGCGGGAUCACCGGAAAGGGAUACUUCGUGGCGGACAUUGAGGCUGCCAAAGCGAAGAAUUACUUGGUUUCUGGUGGCGUGCAGGAUGUCCCGUGGCUGAGCGCUGCAAAAGCAGAAUUCGUGAACGUGGAGGGAUUCACAGAGUGGAUCAGAAGCUGUGUCCACUCCGAUGCAAACCUGAACCUCGUGCCCUUGACCAGAGAACUGGGUGAUGUUGGUCUGUCUUAUUUGGCCGUUUCCAAAGUCGAGAGAUACUCAACGCCGGAUGUGGUUGACAAGGUUUGGGAGUUUGUACACGAUGACCAGGAGCCAAUAUGGUCAGCUGCACAGGAUUCCACCGACCCUACCGAAUUGUUAGGACCGUGGGGGCCGUGGGGCAAUGACUCGAACUGGGAAUUCCGCUCUGCUGGGGAUUACCUUGUUAUCUGCGACGAUAAUGACGGAAAUAAGGCAUCAACUAUCAAAUGCUUCGUCCCUGGAAAAUCUGUAAAACCACAUUGGCAGCGCAAGAUGAUCCAGAGGAUCGGCAACCGCACAUUUUUUUGGGAUAAUGAUGGCGUGAAGAUGAAUUCUGCCGUUGUUGCCUUUGCCUCAAGAAGCAAGCGAAAUUUCGUCCCGUCAAACCACGUCCGCUCCGGUGCUAACAACCUCCGUGUGAUGGAGUUUGUUCUGUUAUCGACACAGACGGGAGAAAUCUUACACAUUCUCAAUAUGCCGCAAGAGUAUGGGCCAUUGCCAAUGGAAGAUGGCCGAAGUGUUUGCAUGUGGUGUUCCUUUGCGCUCACCGAAACCCUCCUCGCUGCAACUGUUGGUGGUAGGAUGCGGAAUGGAGCCGAUACUACUGGCCGUUAUGAAUAUCGAGAAGCCCUUGUUUGGAAUUUGACGGCUACCUCACGUACUCUUAGCCCCACCUACGCGAUACCUCUGCUGAAGACGUGGGACCACGCGGAGACAUUUGUGGCUUUGUCAGCUGACGGAAGAUGGCUCGGCAUUCAGGGCGACUGGGAACUCGCCGUCGUUGACCUAGCAAAACAAACUCCAGUAGGGGUGUGGAGAAUCACGCGGUCGUCGCGGGACAGGCAGUCUCAGGAACCAUGGGAAAUCGAUCGCACUCAUGGAUGGAACGGGGUGUGGGUUUCAUACCGAGAUGUGUAUGAGGACUCUUCCUCUUCCGAAUCCGAAACGCCCCCGUUAGAUCCUUUGGGAACCGGGACCGGGGAUCCGUAUUCGCCAUCUCCAAUAUACCAUACCUCGCGAGACGACAGUGGCCGGAAGGUGAAACACCACGUUGCAUACAUCAGCAGCCGAGUUUUGCGCCAUAUCAUAGACCACAACGAAAUAAUGAGGGACUGCGAGGUAGCAUUGAGGCCGGCCGACUUUGAAGUUCUUUCGGAGGCUGGCACUGUCUCCUAUGGGGACCACGAAUCCGAAGAUGACGAUGACGACGAUGGAGAAUCUGUGUACGAUUACGAGGACAUGCUUGACGAGACCGACACCGAACAAUACGAUAGCGACGACAUGAUUCUAAUGAGGGCCAACUAUACUCACGAUGAAGAAGACAUGUGGACAGACACCGACGAGAGCGUCCAGAAUGGAGAGGAAGCGGGGAAUUCUGUCGGAGCAUUUGAGGACGGUAUGGAAGGAUGGGGCUAUGACCCGGUUGGAGUUCUGCCCGGUGAAGAUAUCGGAUGGGGGCCAGCGCCUGAACCUGAGAGCAUAGGGUGGGAUGUUGAACCGCCGACAGAGACGACCGAGUGCGGAGACACAUACGAUGACCAGAUCAUGCAACAAGACGACGAUGUAACCGUUGCCCAUGAAAAUACAGGUUCAGGCUACGACGAUGCUGAGAACCACAACGACCACGAUCACGAUGUUAUCUGCGACGCCAUCACUGGAGAAUUUGCCUGCGAUGGCGGAUACGAAGAGGACCACGAUGUUACCUGUGACGACGUUGACGAUUAUGCCGGCGAUAGUGAAUGCGAAGAGGAUACCGAAGAUGACACUGACUAUGAUUAAGAAGGUGCACGCUACUGAUGGGGAAUACGGGUUUCUGUCUUCUUGA